This is a messenger RNA of Scedosporium apiospermum, 1527 nucleotides long. Its product is annotated as Retrograde regulation protein 2. Gene Ontology annotation, molecular function: transmembrane transporter activity. The transcript has 5 exons. Gene Ontology annotation, biological process: transmembrane transport. The coding region runs from base 1 to 1527 and encodes 508 amino acids. NCBI's taxonomy places the organism in Eukaryota, Fungi, Ascomycota, Sordariomycetes, Microascales, Microascaceae. The record is from RefSeq and is a predicted model, not a curated record. Gene Ontology annotation, cellular component: membrane.
AUGACUCUUACCACUGGCAAAGCCCUUGACCUCGGCCAUGUUGAGAAUGUCAAGCAGGCUGCGGCUCUGACCGAACUUGAGAGCUGUAGCCGUCCUGAGGAAGAGAACCUCCCUCUCUAUGGCGACUACGAGACGAAGCGAAUUUUACGCAAGAUUGACUGGCGGCUUCUUCCUCUCCUGACACUGCUCUAUGUCCUUUCGUUCCUGGAUAGGGGCAAUAUCGGUAACGCCAGGGUCGCUGGUAUGAACAAAGACCUGGGCCUUAAUGAUACGGAAUACCGCCUGGCUCUGACGAUGUUCUUCGUCCCGUACGUCCUCUUCGAGGUCCCGAGCAACAUGAUCCUGAAACUCAUGAAGCCAUCAAAUUGGAUUGGUAUCUUGGUGGUGAUCUGGGGCACCGUCAUGACCUGUCAGGGCCUGGUACAAAACGCCGGUGGUCUCAUUGCGACUAGACUCCUGCUGGGCGUCUUCGAGGCCGGCUUCUUCCCCGCCGCUAGCUACCUCCUUGGCGAUUGGUAUUGCAGGUUUGAUAUCCAGUGGCGCUUUGGCUUGUUCUUCUCGGCCGCCUCUCUAGCCGGGGCUUUCUCUGGUCUCCUUGCCUUCGCGCUGCAGAAGAUGGACGGUCUCGGGAAUCUAGAGGGAUGGCGAUGGAUCUUCAUCAUAGAGGGUAUCGUGACCGUGGUGGUCGGCGCGGCUGUUCCCUGGAUCCUGCCAGAUUCGCCAGCCACAGCUAGCUUCUUGAAUGCUGACGAGAAGGCCUUGAUCAAGCACCGAUUGGAGCAGGAUUCUGGCACUUCCGCUGGAAAAGUCUCAACAGGAGAAGCUUUUCAAUGGGCCUUCGUCAAGUCCGCCCUGUUCGACUGGAAGAUUUGGUUCACUGUCUUCAUUUUCUGGGGAAACACUAUUCCGCUCAAUGCUUUCAUCUUCAUUGCACCGACUAUUAUCCACCAGUUAGGGUACACUGCUGCCGAGGCUCAGCUGAUGACGAUCCCGAUCUACGUGACCGGCUUCCUCACCACGAUAGGAGUCUCACGGCUUGCUGACCGGCGGCAACGGCGCUGGCCCUUCAUUGUUGGACCAUACGCAGUGGCUCUGUGUGGUUUCAUUGUUCUCAUCUCCAUCCCCCACCCGAGACUGCCCGGCCUGACGUAUGCUUUUCUCUUUGCCAUUCCCGCCGGUAUCAACCCCGCCGUAAUUACCCUCGUAUCUUGGGUGUCCAACAACCUUUCACCAACCUGGAAGCGAGCCGUUGGCAUGGCCCUGACUCUCAGCUUGGGCAACAUGGGCGGUCUUGUCGGCUCCAACAUUUUCCUGGCCCAUGAAGCGCCCCGAUACUGGACCGGCUACGGCAUGUCCCUGGCUUGCACGGCGGUCGGCAUUAUCUGCACUAUCGUUCUGCGCUACGUCUGGGACAGGGAAAACAAGAAGAGAGACAGGAUCUCUGAAGAGGAGGUCAGAGCUAGGUACACGGAGCAGGAACUGCUUGAUCUUGGGGAUCGUUCUCCUCUUUACAGAUAUGUUUUGUAA